UGUUAUGUGCAAAGUUGCAAAAUUAAGCUUUAUUUUAUCAAUUUUAAUCUAAAUUAACUUAUGGUUCGAGUGAAUUACAGUGAAAUUGUGUUUAUGUGUAGAUCAAAGCAGUAAAUUUAUACCAAAACAAUGAAUAUAUCUGACAAUGAGGCUGAUGAUACGUCUAGCGUAGAUAGCACAUCGAAUACGGACAAUACUUCUCGUAGUGAGACACCGACAAACUCUAGAGCAAAAAAACGAAGACGUGGGAAAAAGAAAACUACCACCAAGCAAGUUAAACCUCCGUACAAAUUCAACUGUAGUGCUAAAGAGGACCAUGGCCAGCCCCUGUUUGGUUGCCAGUUUAACCACCACCUUGGUGAAGGGGAGCCACUAGUGUUUGCUGUAGUGGGCAGUAACCGGGUCUCCAUUUAUGAGUGUCCGGACACAGGUGGAUUCAAGUUCCUGCAGUGCUAUGCUGAUCCAGAUGUUGACGAAACAUUUUACACAUGUGCAUGGUCAUAUGAAGAGGAAACACACCUUCCCCUCUUAGCAGUUGCUGGAUCGCGUGGCAUAGUGCGAAUUUUCCACCCAGCCACACAGACUUGCAUCAAGCACUAUGUUGGCCAUGGACACGCCAUCAACGAGGUCAAAUUCCACCCCAGAGACCCCAACCUUCUCCUAUCUGCCAGCAAAGACCACGCUCUACGACUCUGGAACAUUAUGACUGAUGUCUGCAUUGCAAUAUUCGGUGGAGUUGAAGGCCAUAGAGAUGAAGUUCUAAGUGCAGACUUCGAUCUCAAGGGAGAAAGGAUCAUGUCUUGCGGCAUGGAUCACUCGCUGAAGCUAUGGCGGCUAGAUAAACCCUCUAUGAAUGAAGCUAUUAAACAAAGCUAUAAUUUCAACCCUCACAGAGCACUUAGACCGUUCAAUUCAUUGAAGGAGCACUUUCCUGAUUUCUCAACCAGAGAUAUUCACAGGAAUUAUGUGGACUGUGUAAGGUGGAUGGGUGAUCUCAUUUUAUCUAAGUCUUGCGAGAAUGCGAUAAUCUGUUGGAAACCAGGGCGGUUGGAGGACACAGAAUUGCGGCCCGGAGACAAUUCUGUGACCAUUGUGCACCGCUUUGACUACAAAGAGUGCGAGAUCUGGUUCAUUCGAUUCGCGGUCGAUUAUAGUCAAAGGGUGAUAGCGCUGGGCAACCAGUGCGGCAAGACGAUGGUGUGGGAGCUGGGCAGCGUGGCGGGCGGCUCGCGCGUGUCGCAGCUCGUACACCCGCGCUGCUCCGCCGCCGUCAGGCAGGUGACUCUGUCCCGGAACGGCAAGGUGCUGCUGACGUGUUGCGACGACGGCACCAUCUGGCGCUGGGACCGCGUGUCCGGGGCCAACUAGCGGCUAGCGUGGUUCGCUCUUUACCCUACUUCUCUUACAUUUAUUAUCAACGAGCUUGAAUAUUUUUUCUCAAUAAUUUAUAGAAAGCAGAACAAUGGUCAUUAACCUAAUAGAUGAAAUCUAGAGGUUUGAGUAUAAAAUAGUGUCUUAACUAAAUCCAAUUAAAAACUUUGUCGAAUUUAACUGUCGGUUACCACCAUAAAAUAUACUUCUGAAUCUUGUGGUUUACAUACACAUAGUGUAAUGGUUUCAAAUGUAUCUAAUCGACAAAAACCUUAAUAUCUGUUUAACACCUAUUUGGAGAAAACUUUUAUGUUAGCAGGUGAAUGUCUAUUUUGUACCAAUAUCCGUUUAAAUGUGAAACGGAAAAGGCUGAAUAUGCUUAGUUCAUAAUGGACUUAAUUAGAAUAAUUUUAUUUGUAUAAUUGACACUCUUUUUACACAAAAUAUAAGACUGGAUUAGUCCAAAUAUUACUUGUAGUUUGAAUUAUU
This is a messenger RNA of Ostrinia furnacalis (Asian corn borer), 1860 nucleotides long. It is a transcript of the gene escl, whose product is annotated as embryonic ectoderm development protein escl. The transcript is spliced from 8 exons. The coding region runs from base 130 to 1368 and encodes 412 amino acids. Lineage: Eukaryota; Metazoa; Arthropoda; Insecta; Lepidoptera; Crambidae. The record is from RefSeq and is a predicted model, not a curated record. Gene Ontology annotation, molecular function: protein binding.